UGAAACAUCUCACUAGCCAGGUGUCCUUCCUUUCCCUUCAUUUUGUAGACCGCCAUCUUUCUUCAUUCCUGCCUUGUCCCCUUCGCGUUGUGCACAUUGCGCCUCAAUCACUUCGCCGGUCGAAUAUACGGAUGUGCGGUCCGCAAAGAAAUUGGUCACUCGCCUAAUACCUUAAAUCUGUUCUUUGUCCAUACUUUGUUUCAGAACACCAUUCGACCUCGAAAUCUUAGUAAGGGUAUCUAGAAAGAUUGACUGAUUGGCAUUUCGAUAUCAUGUCUUCUAGACAGAAGAGGCAGAGCAAGCCCAAGGUGGCAGCGGCUCCACAAACACCAACAUCACCAAAAGAUGCCGGACACGGCCCUCAGUAUGUCCCUGCGUCAGCCCUUCUGAAAAAUGUGGCUCGCGCAGUGGCAUUGGUUUUCAUCGCUGGAGUGGCUUCUCCAGUGUCGCAGCUCAAUCUGUCACCGGUCUUUGGCUCGAUUCCAGCAUCACUGCACCACCAGCAAGCAAUGACCCUGACUGCCCUGGGAGGACUUGGUGUUAGACGGUUACUGAAAGGCUAUCUGUCCAUUGAUGUCUCCGCAUGGGUCACCGUUCUCGCAUACUGGACACCGCUCAUCCAGUGUUACAUGUUUCCACAUAGCACGCAGCUCGGCAUCGACUACGGACCUCUGAUCGUCGAGUCGCUCACGUACUUUCCGCUCUUGUUCUUAUCGAUGUAUGCAGUUUCCGAUCUACUGGACACAGUCGACUUCUCCCGCUGGGACCUACCUUCUGCGCUCGGCGACGCCAUUCUGCCAAUGACCUCGUAUGUUGGCGUAUCGUUUGUAUCGAGGUUUUUCGGAGCGCUGCUUCCCGCUUUUGUCGGACAGCAUGUGUACUUGACGCGCAUUGGCUUCCAGAUGCUACUUGCAUCAGCAUCUGCCUUCAUUACGCCGUCCAAACUCUUGUUUCUGGCCUUUCCAGCAAUCCUGCACACGCUGUGGCUCAAUCCCCAUAACCCCGCGGAUCACGCCUUCCAGUCGGCAAACGCUACGCUCUUCGCUACGCAGAACUAUACCAUCCUCGCUCGCCAGGAGUCGCUCACUGGUUACGUUUCUGUAGUGGAGAACUAUGCGGACAAUGCUUUUCGUCUGAUGCGCUGUGAUCACUCCCUAUUAGGCGGAGAGUGGCUCGUCACACCUGAGUCAUACAAGAAGGGUCAACGCCAGAAGGAAAGUAUCUUCGCUGUCUUCGUUCUCCUCGAAGCCGUCCGCUUAGUUGAGGAUCCAGACUUCACGCCCAUCAAAUCUGUGCCACGGGCGUUGGAUGUCAAGCCCCUCCCAGACUCCGAGAAGGCUGCUCUUGUCAUCGGCCUUGGUAUCGGAACCGCACCCAACGCUCUCAUUACGCACGGCCUCAACACAACCAUAGUUGAGCUUGACCCAGUCGUCCACAAGUACGCAACCGAAUACUUCAAUCUCUCGCCCAAUCACACAGCCAUUAUCUCAGAUGCCGUUCGCUACGUCGCAGAUACCUCAGUCUCCAAUCCCAAAUCCUAUGACUACAUCAUCCACGAUGUCUUUACCGGCGGCGCCGAGCCUGUCUACCUCUUCACAACCGAGUUCAUGCGAGGCUUGUACAACCUUCUGAAAGACGAUGGUGCCGUAGCUAUCAACUACGCGGGCGACCUGGCCCUCGGCUCGACCAAGCUCGUGCUCAACACGAUCCACGCCGUCUUCCCCGCUUGCCGGCUUUUCCGUGACACUCCCACACCUGAAGACCACGAAGAGGGCAAGAGCGACUUCAUUAACAUGGUCAUCUUCUGCGUUAAGAAUGACCAUGGAAAGGGAAAGAAGGCUGUCAGUUUUCGCAAGGCAACCAGCAAGGACUGGUUGGGCAGCCUUGCGCGUAGGAACUUCUUGCAGCCGAGGGAGGACCACGAAGUCAAGUUUGAGUACGAGAAGGGAGCGCCGGUGAUGGGCAGAGCUGAUGUCGGCGAGCUGGAAGUGUAUCAUGAGGAGGGUGCUGUGAGUCACUGGAAGAUUAUGAGGUCGGUCUUGCCAGCUGGUGUGUGGGAGAUAUGGUGAGGAUGUGCAGGAUCUUAGGGAUAAUCUAUCUUGCAGACACAUUAAACAAAUUUCCAUGCAAACUCUCCAGAAUACAUCUAUUUGAC
Messenger RNA from Didymella exigua CBS 183.55, 2155 nucleotides. RefSeq lists its product as uncharacterized. The transcript has a single exon. The record is from RefSeq and is a predicted model, not a curated record. NCBI's taxonomy places the organism in Eukaryota, Fungi, Ascomycota, Dothideomycetes, Pleosporales, Didymellaceae. The coding region runs from base 273 to 2069 and encodes 598 amino acids.